AUGUUUAACACUUCGAUCUUCGACAACGCCGCCUCCUCCCUGCUGGACAGCGGGCAGGAUUUUCUAAAUGUGCCUCAACCAAUCGACAUUACCCACCAACGACAGCCCAGCAUCUUCAACAACUCCCGUUUUCGAAGAGAGCUGAUUGCCCAUUCUCAAGGAAUGGGCGGUGUUUCCUGGGGUAGCGUGACUAUCGGCCUGUGGCUCAAGGACGAGGUGAUGAUGUACCAAAACCACCCUUCUGCUGGCAACUCCCAGCUCCCUGGGAACCUUAUUAACCCUAGAAGGGGCCUGUUCCGGAUGUCUUCCGUGGCACCCGCUGCCGCCCAGAACAACGCCCUGCUCCAUCCAGGCACGCUCUCACCGCCCAACACAACGCUGUACCUCCCUACGUUGGAGGCGGACUACUGUAAAGACUACUCGUGCUGCGGCCAGCUUUUGCCCACGCUACACGACUUACUCAGACACUACGAGGAGGCCCACAUUCUGGCGUCUCCUCCGCAAGAAGCCAACUCGCAUCUCCUUGCGGCCCACCGUAACCGCAACAACAUCAACAACAUCCAUAACGUCAUGGAAACGGUGCUGACCACCGAUGUGUUCUUGAACAACCACCACCACCAGCAGGCGGCGCAGCAGCAGCAGUCGCAGGGCUCUUUGCAUCUUCCGGCCUCUCAUUUCAACUUACAGAACCAGACUAUUUCUCAGGGGGCUGUUGCCGACAGCAUGCUGCCCUCUGGAAACGGCACUGCCCAGCCACAGCAUGGAAACGCCCAGCAGAGGCACCUUCCGCCUCACCGGGUCAACCCAGCAGGCGCUGCAGACGCCGAAAACGAUAGCAUGUAUAUUGACGAUCCUGCCCGUCACUUGUAUGUGAUGGAAAACGAGGAGUACAAGCCGUUCAAGUGUCCGGUGAUUGGUUGCGAAAAAACCUACAAGAACCAGAACGGUCUCAAGUACCACCGGCUCCAUGGCCACCAGAACCAGACGCUCAAGGAGAACGACGACGGUACGUUUUCCAUCAUCGACCCAGAGUCCAACACCCCUUACCUUGACGGUGCAGGCAUGGAGAAAGACAAGCCUUACCGCUGUGAGGUUUGUGGUAAACGGUACAAGAACUUGAACGGUCUUAAGUAUCACCGUGGUCACACGACACACUAG
This is a messenger RNA of Candidozyma duobushaemuli, 1158 nucleotides long. RefSeq names its product zinc-coordinating transcription factor (gene SFP1). Gene Ontology annotation, cellular component: nucleus. Lineage: Eukaryota; Fungi; Ascomycota; Pichiomycetes; Serinales; Metschnikowiaceae. The transcript has a single exon. Bases 1 to 1158 code for a protein of 385 amino acids. The record is from RefSeq and is a predicted model, not a curated record.